AUGAACGUCAGUGUUCGACGCGUCUUUGAUGGGCUUCGUCAGCGCCUGCAAUCAUUAGAUUCGGUACCACGAUCUUGACUCUACUCCCCAUCUUCGCUACUACCACGUUUCCCCCCAUGGCAUCUGACAGCAGACGUAGAUACUUGGACAGAGAGCGUUGCUGGUAUCUAUGGCAAUCUCAUGAAACCCUCUCUCAAACUCCUUCUUUCACUUCACAACUCGCAUGGCCUCUCGGCUUCAGAGGCAUCGUACCGCCUUUCAUCAAUUAUUAUAUUAUUGUCAAGACCCUCCGCGCCGUAACACCUGCUUUUGGUCGUCUGGCAGCUGUAGAAGCCCGUCUGGAAGGCGGGUGUAGAGCUGGUGUUGGACGCGUCGGGAGAGAGAGCGAAGAAGUCGCGUUCCCCGACGGAGGCGCGCGCGAACGAGAUGUCCUCACAAGAGCCUAUUUGCGAUCAAUCCAACGUGUGAAUCCCCGACUCUCACGUAGUGAGAGAAGGGUUUUGUCGGACACAAAUGGCUAAUUCCCUGCAAACGCAUCGCACCCGUGAGAAUAAGGCUUGGUCAGUAGGAAAAUGUUUGGAGUACCGGCUUUUUCAUAAGCGAUCCCACUACCGAAGGGCCUCAAUGAGAUUCGUAUGAGGGACCCCACUGGACAAAAACCAACUUUUGGAAAAACAUCAUCAAACUUUGCUCGUGAAAAACAUUUACCUAUAGUGUGACAAAAACAUUUGUUUUGUGACGAAAACUUUGCUCGC
This is a messenger RNA of Suillus subaureus, 755 nucleotides long. RefSeq lists its product as uncharacterized. Gene Ontology annotation, biological process: transmembrane transport. NCBI's taxonomy places the organism in Eukaryota, Fungi, Basidiomycota, Agaricomycetes, Boletales, Suillaceae. The transcript has 4 exons. The coding region runs from base 117 to 521 and encodes 134 amino acids. Gene Ontology annotation, molecular function: ABC-type transporter activity; ATP binding. The record is from RefSeq and is a predicted model, not a curated record. Gene Ontology annotation, cellular component: membrane.